Molecule: messenger RNA, 1927 nt
Organism: Diabrotica balteata
Lineage: Eukaryota; Metazoa; Arthropoda; Insecta; Coleoptera; Chrysomelidae
Source: the annotation of a GenBank genome assembly
CUUGUUUCCAUGUUUUGCGUGAAUGAGAUUGUACACUUGACAUUAGAUUUUUUAUAGCGAGCCCAAAACAGUUUUUGUGGCCCGUUUUCGUAUAGCUUUUAUGGGACUGGUCAAGGUUGAAGAUUUCGGGAGCCGUAUAGAUCGAUUGAGUGCACGAAAUUUUAUUCAUUUGGUUCCUAACAGCGUAUACGGUUCACAGUUAUUUUUAGUCUUCGUUACAUUUUUUGUACUCUCAACUUCAACUUUCGUCAUGGCUGAAGAAAACAAACACUUGACUGCCGUCCUCCAGGGUAAUGGACUGUUUACCAGAAACGCUUACCAGAUACUAGCCCAAGAAAAAGGCAAAAAUAUAUUUUUCUCACCUAUAAGUAUACACGCAAUUUUAUCUUUGGCUUCACAAGGGUCUGGAGGGAAAACACAAAAAGCAUUUACUAGCGCCCUUCAAGUAGCUGAUAUUGCAACGUUGGCCGAGGGCUACAAAGCAGCUAUGCUGAAACUGAAUUCCGUUGAGGAUGUAACUCUACUUAUGGCUAACAAGGUUUAUGUCAAAAAUGAAUAUGAAUUGAAAGAUGAAUUUAAAGAUAAAGUUGUCAAUAAUUUCUUUUCGGAAGUUCAAAAUAUCGAUUUCUCCCAAUCGGCAGCAGCUGCUAAGACUAUUAACACCUGGGUUGAAGAAAAAACAAAAGAUAAAAUUAAGGAUUUGAUACAACCUGCUGAUUUGGAUGCUCUAACCCGCUUAGUUUUGGUCAACGCAAUAUAUUUCAAAGGCAAAUGGGCUGCACCGUUCAAACCCGAGGACACAAAAACUGAGAAGUUCUACUUAAACGACAAUGAUUCGAUAGAUGUUCAAAUGAUGCACACCAAAAAGAAGUUCUUCUUUAAAAACGACGAAGCAUUAGAUGCCAAAGUCUUGGAAUUACCUUAUACCAACAAAGAUCUAAGCAUGAUCGUGAUCUUGCCUAAUAAGAGAGACGGUAUUAAUGAGUUGGAACUUAAAUUGGCUAAUACUGAUCUAACCAAGAUCACGGAAAAUAUGUUUAGGCCAGACGUUAUCGUUGCUUUGCCUAAGUUUAAAAUUGAAACCACCAUCGAUUUGGAGGCUCCUCUCACCAAGUUGGGUCUUGGCGUCAUAUUUAGUGAUAACGCGGAUUUCAGUGGCAUGCUUAAGAGUCCUGAAGAACUAAAAGUUAGCAAAGUGAUUCACAAAGCGUUCAUUGAAGUUAACGAGGAAGGCGCGGAAGCAGCAGCAGCAACUGUAAUGUAUAUGGCACAAACUACGUCUAUAAGAAUACCUGACCCUCUUGAAGAAUUUAUUGUUGAUCAUCCAUUUAUAAUAAUGCUGAACAACAGAGAUGACUAUUAUAACAACAAUAUUCUAUUUUUCGGAAAAAUAGAAAUACCAUCAUUCUCUUAGGAUUUUAAUGCUUUAUUGUCGAAAAUUCUCAAUCUAAGAGUUCCUAAUCCUCCAAAAGAAGUUAUUGCUGAUCAUCCAUUUAUAAUUAUGCUGAAACACGAUAAUGUAAACUCUGGUAACAACAUGCUUUGUGUUGGAAAAGUAGAAAAUCCGACAAUUUAAAUAGAUUAGUAGAUUUAAAUAGAUCAUUAUUAUUACAUAUUCUUAACUUGAAUUUUAUAUAUCAUUUUUAUCACAAUUUUUAUUGUACACACCACUGUAAUUUUUACAGUAGUGUUUUUUCUAUUACCCGACUUGUAUGUUUUGCUACCAAAUUUGAUUUUGCCAGUUAUUCUGGCUAUUUUAGUAAUUGUUUUAAGUCGCUAUUUAAUUAUUAGUAUCAGCGUAAUUGUGUUUAUAUUACUUAUUCUUGACUUUACUUUAAUAUUACUCUAAUAACUACAUGAACAAUAUAUAUUAUACAUAAUUAUCUAAAAAAGUUAUAUUUUACUUCUAAUAAAUGAUUUUAUUCUC